Molecule: messenger RNA, 1752 nt
Organism: Clonostachys rhizophaga
Lineage: Eukaryota; Fungi; Ascomycota; Sordariomycetes; Hypocreales; Bionectriaceae
Source: the annotation of a GenBank genome assembly
AUGAUAUCGUCGACCUCCUCCUUCGCCCUGGACGCAGGCCUCGCCGGUGGUACCGGUAUGCAUUUACAUGCCCGUGGAGAUGGUCCCAUGAUCAUCUCUUUCCCCUCUGUACCACCUUAUACUACUCCUUCGUUGACGGCCAACUUGGUGAUGCGAGUUCUCCUCGCAGUCGUGGCCAAUCUGGUCUGCCUGGUCCCCCUCAGACUCCUGGGCCGAAAUGGGGAAUUCUCCGCCGUCGUCUUCAUCAUUGCAGUCGAGAUCAAGAACAUCCAGACCAUUCUCAACUCACUCCUCUGGAGAGACGACAACACACAGAACUGGUAUGCUGGCUUCGGCAUCUGCGAUAUGGCCUCCUUUUUCAGCAACUUCCUCGGCAGUCUCUAUGUGACUUGCCUCUUGGCCAUCAUGCGCAACUUGGCUCAACAGGUCGGUCUUCUCCGUGCCAACCCCCUGACGGCAAGAGAGAAACGGAAGCGAAACAUGGUCCAGGCUCUCAUCAUGUUCCCGUUGCCUCUCCUCCAGGUUGCCAUGACCUGGCCCUUGGCCGAACAGCGGUAUGCCAUCGGAACCUUGGUUGGCUGCCAAUGGCUUGCCCACGGUUCUUGGCCUUACAUCGCCAUAUUCGUUGUUCCAAACGUUCUUGUACCGAUAGCGACAGGUUGUUACGCAGUUUUGGCAUACUUCCGGUUCCGAGAAGUGGCCAAAUCCACGGCAUCAGCUCUGUCCAGCAACCGGGUAGCGAGCCAACGCGCGCAGCGAACUCGACGCCGACUCUAUCUCAUGGUCAUCUCCAUCCUUACCCCGUUCCUCCCGAUCACCAUCCUCUUCUUCGUCCGGAAUGUCACCAGCACAGGGGCACUUCAGCCGUACAACUAUGAUAAAAUACACAACAAGGUCCAUCCUUAUCCCUGGAACUCGGUCCUCUACGUCACAUCCAACAAUAUCAGCUUCGGUCCCAUGAACGUCGCCUACAUCUCUAUCCUAACCGCCAUUCCCAUCUUCAUCUUCUUCGGAAUGACAAAAGAUGCUAUGAACGACUACAGAAAGAUCCUCCUCUUUCUUCGCCUGGGUAAAUUCUUUCCCAGACUCCAUCAGGAGUACGACCCAGACAGGUCAGCCAUGGAGAACUCCAGCUCUUUUGGGACCACCCAAUUGGCAUCAUCUAGCACAACCGCGGACCAUAAACGGCAGACCUUCACCUCCUCUCGUGUCCUGGGCAGCUUCAGCUCCGCCUCCGGCCAGAGCACCCAUCACCAGCUUCACUCCCUGAACUACAUGACCUCUCCCAACCAGGGUCAGACCUUCCCUCAGCCGCCACCCCCCUCCGUUGCCCCCAGGAGGCCAUCAACUCCAGCCGCCGAGCACGUCCCCCGGUCCGUCCGCUAUAACCUCAUCCCCUUCCGGAACAUCUUCAGCUUCCCGGGCCCGUACAAACUCCCCUCCUUCCUCGGACGCUCCCGGAGAACCGCAAACGUCGACCCAGAGGCCCAGCAUCUGCCCCUCGACUCCCCCCAGCCAGACCGCUGGUCAUGCGGACCCUCGGGCAUCCGCACACGGGUCUGGUCCGACGACGAGGCAAGGCUGGUCGACAGCAACAACACCCACGAGCUCAACCAAAACGCCAAGUUCUCCGCCGUUCCAAACAUGGCCCCGCCGCCGCAGGCCGUCGUCAUCAAAACCAUGCUGACCACGGAGACGUCCGAGGCGAGUCCACCGCCACCUCCUCCUCCUCAGCAGCAGCAGCAGCGCUAG